AUGGUUACAGUUGCUGUCGCUGGGGGCACUGGCAAUGUCGGCCGCACCAUCGUCGAUGCAUUGAAGGCGAGCCCAAACCACAAAGUCAUUGUCCUGGCACGCAAAGAAUCCAAGGCACAGGACAUCGGCGUCCCAGUCUUUGGUGUGGACUACCAAGACGUCGACUCACAGUCUCACUUGCUAGAGACCAACAACGUCGAAACUGUCAUCUCCGCCCUCAGUGUCAGGGGUCCUAUCGAGGGUGCCUCUGAAAUUGGCCUCGUCAAGGCAGCAGCAAAAGCCUCAACAACAAAACGAUUCAUUGCGAGUGAAUAUGGGACUGUGGCGCCGGCUGAGAAAGACCUGCAGCUGCCCCAGCACGAACAUCGUCUCGCAACCAUCGCCGAGUUGAAGAAGACUGACCUCGAAUGGACCAGAGUCCACAACGGAUACUUCUUGGACUAUUUCGGCAUCCCCUAUAUCGAAACCCACAUGGCGCCAGUUUCAUUUGUCGUUGACAUGGCCAACAAGGCUGCAGCGAUACCAGGUACAGGCAAUGAUCUCGUGUGCUUCACCUACACAAAGGAUCUGGCCAAGUUUGUCGUCGCAGCUCUCGACCUGGAACACUGGGACGAGUCUUUGUUUUGCUAUGGGGACAAGGUGACCUGGAACGAGUUUCUGGCCAUUGCCGAAGAGAUGAGAGGCUCAAAAUUCACUGUGACCUAUGACAGUGUUGAGCAGUUGGCAAGAGGUGAAAUCACUGAGCUUCCCUCUCACCCUGCCAUAUACCCUUACUUCCCGAAACCGCUUUUCCAACAAUACUUUGGCAAGUUCGCACUGUACGUGACGGCAGGCUUGUUUGAUUUCCCCCAUGGCACAACCCUCAACAACAAGUUCCCAGACAUCAAACCGACCACGGUCAGAGAGAUGCUCAGUGUUUGGGUUGGCAAAUAG
Molecule: messenger RNA, 933 nt
Organism: Fonsecaea nubica
Lineage: Eukaryota; Fungi; Ascomycota; Eurotiomycetes; Chaetothyriales; Herpotrichiellaceae
Exons: 4
Coding region: 1-933 (310 amino acids)
Source: RefSeq, a predicted model, not a curated record